AUGUCUCAAAUAGUGUUUGACGUUUCUUUCUAUGUUUGGUCAUUUGUCCAGGCUUUUUACUCCUUUUUUUUUCAAAGAUUCGCAUAUACGUUAUUUCUUUCUUUCUUUUUUUCUUCUGUCGGUCAAUUACUGUUUAUUUCUUUUGCUUUUAUACCCAGGUUCUUUCCUUCUUUUCCCACUGCUUUAUUUCUUUUUUGUUUGUUCAUUUGUGCAGUCGUUUGUUCAGGUUCUUUCAUUUUUCUUCUUUCCGUUUUUUUUUUCGUUCUUUUCUCAAUCAUUUAUUCUUUCUUUCUUUCUUUCUUUCUUUCUUUCUUUCUUUCUUUCUUUCUUUCUUUUUUUCUUUUCUUUUCAACUUAUUUAGUCGUUUGUUCGGGCGCUUUCAUUUCUCAUCGUUUUUUUUUUUUGUUUUUUCUUUCUUUCUUUAACUUUUCCUUCACUGUUUGUCUCACUCAUUUAUUCUUUCCCGUGUUUUUGUUUGUUUAUGUAUUUCUUUUUCCUAUUCUUUCUUUCUUUUCUUUUUCUUGGAUAUUUAUCCUUUCUAUGUUUCUUUCUUUAGUCUUGUUUUAUUUCUUUCUUUCUUCCUGUUUUUCUUCUUUUUUUCUUCCGUCACUUGUCCAGUUUCUUUCUUUCUUUCUUUUCUUCCGUCAUCUGUCCAGGUUCUUUUUUCUUUCUUUUCUUCCGUCAUUUGUCCAGGUUCUUUCUUUCUUUUCUUCCGUCAUUUGUCCAGGUUCUUUCUUUCUUUCUUUCUUUCUUUCUUUCUUUCUUUCUUUCUUUCUUUCUUCCGUCAUUUGUCCAGGUUCUUUCUUUCUUUCUUUCUUUCUUUCUUUCUUUCUUUCUUUCUUUCUUUCUUUCUUUCUUUCCACGGCAUUGAUCUUGUUUCUUAACUGUCUCUCCCAUACAUUCUUUCUACAUUCAUUUUUCAAGUUCUUUCUUUCCUUACUUUAUCUUUCUUUCUUUCUUUCUUUCUUUCUUUUCAGCUUUCUUUCUUUAUUCCUUCUUUCGGUUCUUCUGUCUUUCUUUCUUUCUUUCCAUCGUUCUUUCUUUUCUUUUCUUCUUUCUUUCUUUCUUUCGUAUUUCCUUCAUUUUUACUUCAUCAGGUCAUUUCUUUCUUUCUUUCUUUCUUUCUUUCCUUCUUUCUUUAUUUCUUUCUUUCUGAUUGAUUUGUUUAUGUUCCUCCUUCCUUUCCUUGUCUUUAUUUAUUUAAUUUUUUCUUUCUUUCUUUCUUUCUUUCUUUCUUUCUUUCUUUCUUUCUUUCCAUCGUUCUUUCUUUUCUUUUCUUCUUUCUUUCUUUCGUUCUUUCUUUCUUUCUUUUUUUAG
Molecule: messenger RNA, 1317 nt
Organism: Acanthosepion pharaonis
Lineage: Eukaryota; Metazoa; Mollusca; Cephalopoda; Sepiida; Sepiidae
Source: the annotation of a GenBank genome assembly